GAAAGAGGUCGGUGCCGCGAGGAGCUGCUAUGGUGCUGAGUUCCCGGGCAGAGGCGACCGAGACGAGGCGGUCGCGGCCAUGAAGGCAGGUGCCACAUCCAUGUGGGCUUCGUGCUGCGGGCUGCUGAAUGAAGUCAUGGGUACCGGUGCAGUCAGGGGCCAGCAAACAGGGUUUGGGGGAGGCACUGGUCCAUUCCGAUUCACGCCAAACCCUGACUUCUACCCACCGGCAGCCACGGAAGGUCCUAAUAUCGUUUGCAAAGCUUGUGGACUCUCCUUUUCCGUCUUCAGGAAAAAGCAUGUAUGUUGUGACUGCAAAAGGGAUUUCUGCUCCGUGUGUUCAGUCUCACAAGAAAACCUCCGCCGGUGUUCCACUUGUCACUUACUCCAAGAGACGGCUUUUCAGCGCCCGCAGUUGAUGCGACUGAAGGUGAAAGACCUGCGGCAGUAUCUCCUCCUCAGAAACAUCCCGAUCGAUACUUGUCGUGAGAAGGAAGAUUUGGUAGACCUGGUCCUGUGCCAUCACGGACUUGGUUCAGAGGAGAACAUGGACACAAGCAGUCUGAGUUCUUCAAGGUCCCAGACCUCCAGCAUCUUUGCACAUUCAUUUUUUUCAAACUACACAGCCCCCUCUGCUACCAUAUCUUCAUUUCCAGGAGAGUUUAUGGACCGAGACCGGACCUCAGGACCUGACACACUGGCACAGGUAGAAAGUGAUCUAGCUUCAGCAGUUACCGAAGAUGAUGAUGACGAUGACGACGACGAUGACAAAGACGAUGAAGAUAACUUAGAGGAUCAGACCCCAGGGCUCUCCAGGAAGCGAGCAAGAGCGUCCCUGUCUGAUCUGUCCAGCCUUGAAGAUAUCGAAGGGAUGAGUGUCCGCCAGCUGAAGGAGAUUCUGGCACGGAAUUUUGUCAACUAUUCUGGCUGUUGUGAAAAAUGGGAGCUGGUAGAGAAAGUAAACAGAUUAUACAAAGAGAAUGAAGAAAACCAAAAGUCACAUGGCGAGCGGGUGCAACUGCAGGACGAGGAGGACAGCCUGUGCCGCAUCUGCAUGGACGCCGUCAUCGACUGCGUUCUGCUUGAGUGCGGGCACAUGGUCACCUGUACCAAGUGUGGCAAGCGCAUGAAUGAGUGCCCCAUCUGUCGGCAGUACGUAGUACGCGCCGUGCACGUGUUCAAGUCCUGAGGCCCAGGAGGGUACCCAGAUACUCCCGUACACAAGAAAGGACUGAAGGCCUACUGUUCAGAAGCUGAAGCAAGUUUAGACGUUAUUUCUACUAGUUUGUACGGACGAGGUUUCUCAUAAGUUGUGGAGAUGCAUUGGUCCACGGCCUAAGCCCAUCUGUUGGUGAACAAGCUGAGUUGCCUGGGGUCUGUAGCGUGGAGGAUAGGCCAUCUCCAACCUGUCAGUAUCAGCUCCUGCCCUCUAGAGGGUGCCCCUCUUAUUUCCUGUUACAUCCUGUUUAUAACUUAAAUGACUCAGACGCUUGAAUCUUCAGUUUCCAGAGUGGCCUCCGUUGUGUGUGAUGAGCAGCGGUCCCUGUGAAUGUCCACCUCACUGCUCGUGUAUAUUGUAAAUGCUAAUACAUGAUGAAUGUAAGUUUCCAUUGUUGCUAUUCCUGCAUUUAAUCAUAAUUGGGUACAAAUGACAUUCUAUAGACAACUGCCAGGGACUUAGAGUGAACAGGUCAAUUUCUGUUCAGGUUCAGCUUUUGUAGCAAGGGCUGCAUCUAGCUUUCAUUAGAUAAGAGUGUGUGUGUGUGUGUGUGUGUGUGUGUGUGUGUGUGUGCGCUCUCGCGCGCGCGCGCAAUUCUUUACCAUUUACACAGUUUUGUAUAGUGAGUGUAUUUUCAGUGCUACCCGCUAAUUAAUUUCAGUUUAGGAAUAAAAUUUGACUUUGAAAGA
This is a messenger RNA of Echinops telfairi (small Madagascar hedgehog), 1908 nucleotides long. It is a transcript of the gene RNF34, whose product is annotated as ring finger protein 34. Gene Ontology annotation, biological process: proteasome-mediated ubiquitin-dependent protein catabolic process; protein K48-linked ubiquitination; negative regulation of extrinsic apoptotic signaling pathway via death domain receptors. NCBI's taxonomy places the organism in Eukaryota, Metazoa, Chordata, Mammalia, Afrosoricida, Tenrecidae. Gene Ontology annotation, molecular function: ubiquitin protein ligase activity. Bases 80 to 1189 code for a protein of 369 amino acids. The record is from RefSeq and is a predicted model, not a curated record. Gene Ontology annotation, cellular component: cytoplasm; plasma membrane. The transcript has 6 exons.